Ctenopharyngodon idella (grass carp) is the source of this 1625-nucleotide messenger RNA. RefSeq lists its product as uncharacterized. Gene Ontology annotation, cellular component: AMPA glutamate receptor complex. Gene Ontology annotation, molecular function: protein binding. The record is from RefSeq and is a predicted model, not a curated record. Bases 192 to 854 code for a protein of 220 amino acids. Gene Ontology annotation, biological process: negative regulation of BMP signaling pathway. The transcript has 3 exons. Lineage: Eukaryota; Metazoa; Chordata; Actinopteri; Cypriniformes; Xenocyprididae.
GCGUAAAACUUUCCCUGCGCGCAACUGGCUCCAAAACCGCGCACAGCCUUUUCUGACCAUGAAAGGCAUUUUAAACUUUAUCUAGUUUAGUUAAAUAGACGUGUGCAAUAGCAAGUUAUUGAAAAUAACAUAGCAAUUUCUAUUUAUGGUGCAUUUGCAAGUCUUGUUUUGGCACUGAGAAGUUUUCGGUGAUGGGCAUGGCUGUGCUCUGGGGUUCCCCGGUGAGUUUUCUUCAUGUCUGGCUUACCCUGUUGAUCUGCGGCCAGUGUGCUUUGGCUUUUUCGGUCGCUGGACAACAAGAGACGACCUGUGAGGCGAACGGCAGUGUUUAUUAUGUGGGCGAAUGGUACUUUUUAGACUCAGAUCAUUGUACCCAAUGCGAAUGUACAGCAGACGGGUCUGCUUGCGCGCGGACUGAGUGCACAUCCCUGCCUGCCGCCUGCAUCCAUGUCAGCCAUUACCCGACAGACUGCUGCCCGAGAUGCGAGAAGAUCGGCUGCGAGUACGGCGGAGAAGUCUACGAACUGGGGCAACAGUUUCAGCCCUCCGCAUGUGAGCAGUGUACCUGUUACAGCGACGGCAUCGCCCGCUGUCAGGUCGCAGACUGUGCCCCUCCGCCAUGUGUUAAUCCAGUCUAUCAGAAAGGAAAAUGCUGCCCUCAGUGCAAGGAUGGACCCAACUGUUAUGUGAAUGCCUCUAGGACCCAAGUGAUCCCUGGAGGUGAGCCAGUGUGGGUCGACUCCUGUACUAAAUGUCGAUGUCACGAUGGUCAGGAUGCAGGUUACUGGGAGGGCAACCGUCUGGCAACGUGUUCCCAUGUCCGCAACUGCAAGCCUGAUGAAGGGCUAAACUGAGGAAAGAGGUCAAAAAUAGGGUCAUCUGUCAUCCCCAUUUAUACGAUGGAUGACAAAAACUCAGCAGAUAUCUAAACCACACUUCAUGAUGAAAGUGUCGAGGCUAUACAGCCUACAAGCUUUUAAUGAUUAAAAACAGUGUGUUAUUAUUCUAAUUAACCAUUUAACAUUCCAGUUGCUAAUGUAAAUUGAGCGGGUAUAAUAUUGCUUUGACUUACUAAGGGAUAUUCCCUAAUGAACCAGAUAAUAGAGCUUAGUUUGAGACACCUUUUUGGCAUGGUUAAAAAUAGAACAGUGAGCAUAUUACAUUGUUUAUAUGCCUUUUAGUAUUUUCAUACAGUACAGUAAAAAAAUGUUGACAUUGGGGACUGUGUAGUUCACGUUCUUUGUGAUCGUAUAUAUAUAUAUAUAUAUAUAUAUAUACGUUCUUUGUGAUCGUAUAUAUAUAUAUAUAUAUAUAUAUAUAUGAUUUGAAGUACUGUGUAUGUUUUUAUCAUUUUCUGCUUCAACUGCAUGAAAACCAAAGUAUGUUCAGACUGCAAGACUUACAUUACUGCCAUGCAGGCAUGGAAACAGCUAAUGUAGCACGAAAUACAAACAAACUAACCUAUCAUAAAGAAAUCAUUUAUAAAUAAAGCAAGCUCAUUUUUGCUUUAUUUCUGUUCUGACACUUCGUUAAAAGCCGUGGGAACAUUGCUACUUUUUUCGAGGCCUGUAUUUGCAGCAAUGACACAGAAUAUACACAAAUAUAAAUAAACUACAAGUGAUCUA